This is a messenger RNA of Mya arenaria, 1369 nucleotides long. RefSeq lists its product as uncharacterized. The coding region runs from base 124 to 1197 and encodes 357 amino acids. Lineage: Eukaryota; Metazoa; Mollusca; Bivalvia; Myida; Myidae. The record is from RefSeq and is a predicted model, not a curated record. The transcript has 6 exons.
CAGGCUAACUUUAUCAACCUUGGCCCAAUUUCUUAGAUUUGUUAUCUACGUGCUAGGCUGAUUCUUUAAACAUUUUAGUUUCAGAACAUUUUGUUUAUUUACUGGAAUCUUGGUUUUAGAAGUAUGGAAACGAUCACUGUGUUUUGGAUAUUUUUUAACGUUUUUGUUGCCCGCGUCCGGGGCGUCACAUCGGUAGGACAGACCUACUCUGGCUGCCUGGACCAUGGGGAUGCUGGCGGCUACCGCCUCCGCUGUCCUUAUGGCUACAUUACCAACGUGCAGCUCACUUCCGGUGUCGGCUCCUGUUUUGAAAAAGUUUGCCUUGGUCUGACGUCGACUCUAAUGGUUGCACAACACCAGUGCUACUGGCAAGAUCAAUGUGACGUUGAAUUUCCGGUUGACGUCAUCGUCAAGACGUCGGAGUUCAGCAAGUGUAUAGCCCGGCGCCCAGGAUUCGUGGAAAUCAGUGGCUACUCCUGCUUUAAUCAUAAGGACUCUCCGAAUGAUAGCGGGAACAGUGAGAGCCGACUUCUUAACAUUUGCGCUGAUACGGACGGAAAUCCGCAUCGCACUUCCAGCAGCGCAACCUACGCUCGAAGUGAGGGUCUCAUCCGGAGCCACACUUCAUUCCCCUGGUCAUAUGAGAGCACAGAGAGGAACUGCUCACUGGAACUGCCGCUCCUCAGCGGUCACCGUCUCCAUGUAACCGUUCACCAUAUGGACGUGGGUGAGCAUGACAGGGUCAUGGUGAUAGGUACAAACUCCAUGGAGCGCCGCUCCCUCGUGAACGCAGCUCCGGGUACCGCGCUGACGAUCGGCACGAAGGGGGACUCUAGCUUCCGGUUUGAUUUCAACGUCAGUGUGGACUCUAACGGUGGAUCCGGCUUUGUCAUCUGCUUCAAAUUUUAUAAACUGGGCGAUGACAGUGGACCCCAGAACAACGACGUCUGUGAUGAGCUACUUUCCAAGGGCGUUCUUGACCUCCUCCCCGCCACGACCCAGCCGCCAACUCAGCCGCCUGUCGUAGGGCCCAAUCCAGUAACUUGCAAGAGGAAAAAGAACGGGAAAUGUCGCGGGCCGAAGAAGCCGAAAUGUAAGAAAAUCAAGGAUGUAGAAGAAAGGAAGAAAUGUUUUUAUGCUCGCAAAGUAAGAAAGGGGAAAGGAAAGAGUAGAAAGAAGAGGAAGGACUCAAAUUAACACAUCUGUCUGUUCCAACAGCACCGUCGGAUACCGCUGCCAUUCGAAUGCGCUCUGGUUACGGAGAUUUCAUUCGGUACUCCUCGGCGGUUUUCCAUCGAAAACAGCCUCAGAUGCAUGCCGGUACAACAACGGGAGAAGUUUGUAAAAUUUGAAUAAAAGUUUAAACUAA